Molecule: messenger RNA, 504 nt
Organism: Medioppia subpectinata
Lineage: Eukaryota; Metazoa; Arthropoda; Arachnida; Sarcoptiformes; Oppiidae
Source: the annotation of a GenBank genome assembly
AAAAGUCAAUCGGCCAGGGUGAUUACAGUGUCAUCAACCGCAUACAUGGCAGGCAAAAUUGACCUCGAUAACGUAAACCUCCAUAACGGUUCGUACGCCCCGUUCAAGGCGUACGCCCAAUGUAAACUGGCCAACAUAUUAUUCAGCCGUGAGUUGGCCCGUAGACUGGGCACUAAGUCAACGGUGCGCACCUAUAGUCUACAUCCGGGACCAGUUUAUACGGAAAUAUUCCGCCAUUCAGACAUGGGAUCUAUUGGUGAUAAAUUGGCCAAGAAACUUUUUCUAACCCCAGAUAAGGGCGCCUACACCACUGUUUAUUGCGCUCUGGAGCCCAGUUUGGAUAAUGAGACAGGAAACUGCCGUCGAGUCGAUCGCAUGAUAUCGACGGCAACGGACGAUAAGACCGCUGAAAGGCUGUGGGAAUUGAGCAGUGAAUUGGUUAACAUUGACGAUAACAUGAGACUACCGCCUAUUAAAACGGCCGCCUGGCAGGACACCAGCUAA